AUGACAGAAGCAAUCGGUCGAGAUCGUCACCGCCCGGAACACCACCACGCAUAUCCCGUAGCCGGCAACGUUUAUUACAGACCCAGGUCAACAGAACGGAGGCACCGCGCAACUCCGAGUCUCCCUACUCCGCAUAUUCGGCCUCGUCCGAGGAGACCUCAGUCUAUCCACAUCGUGUCCUAUCCCGCCGGGUACACGCCGCCUGACCUGAGGCCAGCCGCGCUAGCCAAGUCUAAGUCGUCUAGGUUCAGGAAGGAGAAGAACAGCAGGGAAGAAGCGAAGAAGGAUAGGAAAGAAAAGAAAGAAGACGGGUCUGUACAUAGGAGCUCACCGCGGCGAGUAAUCGAAAAGGUGUUGGGACCGCUGAAGUUUCACCUCGCCCAAUACGUAGCCGUAGAUAAUCCUACGCCCCCAAACGUCGCUAGCGCCACCGGCGAUUUGAUUCCGAGACCGAGACCGAAUACGAUAGGCGCCCCGCGUCCACGGCCUCAUUCCAUGCUCGCAAUUCCCCCUUCAGCCACGUCUUCAAUGCUCGGCACAGCCAGCAUGACAGGCUCAACAACCCAAUCACCAAUUGUGGCCACUGCUGCGCACAGUUCCCACAGGAAUAGUAUUAUGUCGGUUCGCUCAGCUAAGAGCAUAAUGAGCUCUUCGGUGACGGAAAUACCAAAACCAGUUGCGAGCGGGAGCGGGGUCUCUUGUUCAAUCAUACUAGCAGAACCGAACGUAUUUCUUACGGGCUUCGAGCACGACGGGCACCCGCGAAACGAUGCGGCCAAUUCAACGGCAUUACUGAGGGGCAAGUUGCAGCUGAACGUGUCUAAGAACGUGAAGAUCAAGUCCGUCACCCUCAAACUCCACGGCAGAGCCAGGACGGAAUGGCCGGAAGGCAUACCCCCCAUUAAAGUCGAGCAAUUCGAGGAGGAAUCCUUAAGGACACAGGUCUUGACGUUCUUCCACGCCGCGCACGAGACAUGGGAGACCGAAUUCGGAAACCAGUGUGCCUAUUCGUUACGAAGCAGCGCCGAUUGCCCCGCAUCUCGAAGACCUACAUCCCCCUCACAAUCGACGGUGUCUUUGGCCUUGAGGAAUAAGCCUACCGGACACUUAACGGCCCGCGAUUAUAAGCGGCUGUCGCUACAGUCGGUACAGUCACGCAGCUUCGGUAAAGGAGACACGCCCAAUCCGAAUAUCGUACAGCCGAAGACGUACAAAAUUUUCUACCCAGGCACCUACGAGUAUUCGUUCGAGUUGCCCAUCGACCAUCACCAGCUCGAAACAACCAAGCUCCAAUUCGGAUCGGUCAAAUGGGAGCUCGAGACUAUAGUAGAGAGAGCAGGCGCCUUCAAGCCUAACCUCCAUGGGACAAAAGAAGUCUGCAUUGUCAGGGUCCCCGAUCAGCUAUCCCUCGAAAUGACGGAGCCGAUCUCCAUCAGCCGGCAGUGGGAGGAUCAGCUCCACUACGAUAUAAUGAUAUCGGGGAAAUCCUUCCCCAUCGGCACAAAAAUACCUAUAGCGUUCAAAUUGACACCGCUAGCCAAAGUGCAGGUUCAUAAAUUGAAGGUGUUCGUCACCGAGUCAAUCGAGUAUUGGACUAACGACAGACGAGUUACCCGAAAAGAUCCGGGGAGAAAGAUAUUGUUGCUGGAGAAAUCUGCGGGGAAGCCUCUCGACAAGCAGUUCGAGGCGUCGGAUAUAAGUUUUCUGAGCGGUGGCGAACUGACUCCGGAUCAGAGGCGCGAAGCGCGGAUUGCGGCGCAACGACGACGAAGCGCAGAGGCGUCGAGGGCUCAUACCUCACCUCAGCCGUUGCCCGACCCCGCGGAGAAUCUGUUGGGUGAUCUGGAUCUAGGGCUCGAGGCGUAUUGGGGAUCGACAGAAAUCGAAAUGAAUGUCCAGAUUCCGACCUGCGAUCAGAUGGCCAAGGACAAAACUCUAAGGCUUCAUCCGGAUUGCAGUUGGAAGAAUGUUAACGUAUAUCACUGGAUAAAGAUCGUCAUGCGCAUUUCCCGCCUCGAUCCCGACGAUCCAGCAGGUAAGCGGCGUCGACACUUCGAGAUCAGCAUCGAUUCGCCCUUUACCGUCCUCAACUGCCGCGCGACGCAGGCCAACACCGCCCUUCCAGAGUACUCGGGUGCCGAACGCCCUAUAUAUCACCAGCAGUCAAGUUGCGGAUGUCCCGACGCCGCGAUACUCGCCACUAAUCCGAGUCCCGCAUCGAGUACCGGCACGAUACCCUCUGUUGAUCCUCACGUUAGCGUUUCCAGCGUCGGAUCUCAGGGCAUUGCAUUACCGCCAGCCGCACACAUACAGCAGCACCCGGCUGGUGGCUCGCAACCCCUACAGAGACAGUCUCAGCCCCCGAUAGCGCCGAGGCCCAUGCACCUUCUCAGGCAUCCUAGUUUCAAUCCCCCGGCAUUCGAUGAUGACGACCCGCCACCCCCAAUGCCCACGCCUCCGCCGCAGUACGAUCUUGUUGUCGGAACGCCCAGCGUAGAUGGUCUCGCCGACUACUUUGCACGGCUAGCAAACUACGACGGUGACUCGGAUAGCGCGGAUGAAGACGGCACGCCUAGCAGACUCACGGAGCGAAGCGGUCGGGUCAAUGUACCACAUCCAAGAACGCCAGGGGGUAGGUUAGUCCCGAGCAGGAGUCUAGAAAUACAACGUCCCCCCGUGCCCGCGGCACUAGGUAUAGCCGGCGAUUUAUCAACGCGUAGGGGUUAAUAUCAUGGUUUACGUUACCUUGGAUGAAUGAGUAUUAUCACAGUUUUGUAAGGAAAGGAAAGAUGGCUUAUGGCUAAUGGAAGAACUUGGGUUUUCCGAACCAGAUUUACAAUUAUCAUCAUCAUCGGUAUGGGAGUAUUGGAUUGAUACCCAAGCACGGCAUAUUGCGAAAAGUUGCAUCCAGGAUUCUCAUUAGAGGCUGGCUUGGAAGGGCGGGAGGCAUACAUAUUUCCCAGUGGUUAUGACAUGAGUUGCAUUAAUAAAUAUAAAUACAUUGUGCUGGGAAUAUGUUAAAAUGACUUGUUGAUGUGAUGAUUGAUUUACACGAUAUGGUGCUUUUCCCCAUUGAUAUACUUAGGUAUGUAUUUCCUUAAUUUUUGGAUAGUCAUCUUAAUGACGGUGGCCCGGGAAAAACGACGCGCUUCGGAAGAUAAUGUGGGAUCGGUUAGCGAAUUUACAACGGGAGUCGUUAAAUUAUGGUUGCCGG
Annulohypoxylon maeteangense is the source of this 3214-nucleotide messenger RNA. RefSeq lists its product as uncharacterized. Gene Ontology annotation, cellular component: cytoplasm; cytosol. Bases 1 to 2727 code for a protein of 908 amino acids. The transcript is spliced from 2 exons. Lineage: Eukaryota; Fungi; Ascomycota; Sordariomycetes; Xylariales; Hypoxylaceae. Gene Ontology annotation, biological process: ubiquitin-dependent endocytosis. Gene Ontology annotation, molecular function: ubiquitin protein ligase binding; protein-macromolecule adaptor activity. The record is from RefSeq and is a predicted model, not a curated record.